UGUUGGAACAAUGCUGCGGCCUCUGCUGAUCCCCUUGACAUACUUCUGUCUUCAAACAUGGCUGGGGAUCCCUCAGGCAAAAUGCCAGGUGGAGCUGAGCAUGAUGGAUGACGCUUUUGAUGACCAAUAUAUAGGAUGUGCUGAAGAAAUGGCUGGAAUUGCACCUGAACUGCUAGAGAAAGAGAAGUCCAUGUCCUCAGUGUUUAGAACGGUGUGGGAAAAAUCAGAAAAAAAAUGGGAACUCGUAAAGAAAAAGAUUCCUCUGCCCACAGGCUUUAAAGAUGAGCAUGGACGAGCCAUAAUCGCCUAUACUGACGAUGACUUUCACAGUGAGUUGAAUGCGGCAGUGAGAGAGGCUGGGGCAUCUCGAGCUCAUUACAUGGCCAGUUUCCAGUUCAAAGCCUUUCAUUAUUACUUGACAAGAGCUUCACAGCUCUUACGAGGGAGGUGUGAUGUGAUGUACAAAAGGACGGUGUACCGGGGAGUUUCUGCCAGAUUUCAGCACAUGGGAUCAGGUCACAUUAGGUUUGGAUACUUUGCCUCUUCGUCUUUUGAUAUAGGAAUAGCUAAGACGUUUGGUACGGACACAUUGUUCGCCAUCCACACGUGCUUUGGUGUUGAGAUCAGGGCCUUCUCACGCAUUCAGGAGGAGGAAGAAGUGUUAAUCCCAGUCCAUGAAAUAUUCAACAUGUUCCGAGGACAAAGGAAUAACCGCUUUGUCCUCCGGAGCACAAACCGGACCUGCAGCCAUUUUAACUGCGCGUACCUGGGCGGAGAGAAGAACCAAAUAUGUGUUGACAACUCUGCUACCAGAGGUGGCAUCGCCUUUCCCAGUGUUCUGAGCCAUUUACUGUUUGGAGGAUCCGUCAUCCUGGUCCACGUUGCUGCUAUGAAACUGUUUGCUGGUUUCUCAAUUGUCCUAUUCGUGUUACUCACUUUUUCUCUCUAACACAAAUCAUGGUGAUGGGACUUGCUAGAUCCAAAGCCGUCCUGCAAUUCUGCCAGCGUUCCAAAGGGAAACCAGGAACCUGGAGGGAGUGUCGCUGGUACCUGCUUGGGCAAGCUUGGAUUAUACGUUAUUGAUGAGUAGAUCAAAAUGAAAGCUCAGAGUUCUAUUCCAGGUGGGAUUUGUUAAAUUGGUGUCUGUUAUAUAAAUAAUUACUUGUAUUCCUGUCAUGCUAGCGCUUCUGUACCAACUUUUGAUGACUUCAGUAUAAGACUUUUCAGAAAUGAACUAAGUCAGAGUAUUUUCAUGAAUACAUGUGACGGAUUAAUC
Molecule: messenger RNA, 1276 nt
Organism: Terrapene triunguis (Three-toed box turtle)
Lineage: Eukaryota; Metazoa; Chordata; Testudines; Emydidae
Product: ecto-ADP-ribosyltransferase 5-like
Exons: 4
Coding region: 11-949 (312 amino acids)
Molecular function (GO): NAD+ poly-ADP-ribosyltransferase activity; NAD+-protein-arginine ADP-ribosyltransferase activity
Source: RefSeq, a predicted model, not a curated record